Brassica napus (rape) is the source of this 1712-nucleotide messenger RNA. RefSeq names its product transcription factor MYB105. NCBI's taxonomy places the organism in Eukaryota, Viridiplantae, Streptophyta, Magnoliopsida, Brassicales, Brassicaceae. The coding region runs from base 593 to 1555 and encodes 320 amino acids. The record is from RefSeq and is a predicted model, not a curated record. The transcript has 2 exons. Gene Ontology annotation, biological process: regulation of DNA-templated transcription. Gene Ontology annotation, molecular function: DNA-binding transcription factor activity, RNA polymerase II-specific; RNA polymerase II cis-regulatory region sequence-specific DNA binding. Gene Ontology annotation, cellular component: nucleus.
GCUUAGUGGGACUUAUUCAAACCUUGAAGGAUAGUGUUAUGAUUCUUUCUUCUUGUUCUGUUAUUCCUUGAAUAAUGCUUAAAUUUGUUCUGUUAUUCCUUGAAUAAUGCUUACAAGUUGCAUAUGCAUAAUGAAUUAAUUACAUACACAUAAACUGUAUGUAUGAGUUACACAAACUUUAUGUAUGAGUUACAUCUGAAAAUGGUUAUGCAUAUUUUUGGUCUUAUACACCUACAUUUAUACUUCUAUAAGGAAAUGGUAUAUUUUAGAAAAUGGUAAAGCGUGGGGAGAAGAAUAAAAGGUGACAAAAUAUUCAAACCAGUUUUUUUUUGAAAAAGACGAUGUCAGAGAGAACUGAAACUGUUCUUAACAGAGCAACCAUGAAAGAUGUAUGCGUGGGGCUUCUUUCUAUUUCCAUUUAUACUCUCUUUCCCCACACCUGCUCUUCUCUCUCCUCAGGUUUCCAUUUUUGGCAACCAAAAAGAUUGCAUACGAUAACAUAGCCAUCACCAGAUCUAAACAUCACAUGCUUUAUCUCUCUAUGUAUAUAUGAGACAUGGUUAUAGAAGAGAGAGACCAAGAGAAGAGGUAGAUGGAUGUUUCUUGUUUCCAAGAAUACCCUUUUGAUCUUCAUUGCAGAGGAGCAUUUAAUGGCUUUGGAGAAAACAAUGCAGUGGAGCUCUCUAAUAAAAGAAGCAUGCUGAAGGAGAGUGAUGGAUUCAAGAAGAAGAAGAAGCAGAGAGGUUCUUCUAGGUUUUGUAGUAGAGGACACUGGAGAGUCUCUGAGGAUUCUCAGCUCAUGGAGCUUGUUGCCCUUUACGGUCCUCAAAACUGGAACCACAUUGCAGAGAAGAUGCAAGGAAGAAGAACAGGCAAGAGUUGCAGAUUGAGGUGGUUUAACCAGCUAGACCCAAGGAUCAACAAAAGAGAAUUCAGUGUUGAGGAAGAAGAGAGGCUACUUGCAGCUCACAGAGCAUUUGGCAACAAAUGGGCUAUGAUUGCUAAGCUUUUCAAUGGAAGAACAGACAAUGCAUUGAAGAAUCACUGGCAUGUCCUCAUGGCAAGAAAGUUGAGGCAGCAAUCAACUUCAUACCUCAGGAGAUUCAAUGAGUCUUCUUAUAAUCCUACUUCAGAUCACAAAACCUUCACUCUUCCUCCUGGUUUGUGUCUUCUUCUUACUCUAUCUAGUAUACAAUGUUUAAGCUUCAUGUUUAUGCUGAUGAUGUUGAAUACGGUAGAUGAUGGUGAAGAUAUGAAUUUGGUAAAGAAGAGCUGGAAAACGCUAAAAGAAGAGUAUACAACUAACCUGAAAGCUCAGUAUCUGCAAGAAGAGUAUUGUUCUUUGCGCAUGCCAAUGCAGGGCCCACAUCAUCACUGCUCAACCUUCCCUGCAGAUUCCUUGGCACUGACACUGCAUGUCUCCAUCCAGGAACCAUCACUGUCGUCAUCAUCAUGUGCAGAACAUAGAGUGGUGGCCAGAUAUUUUGAGACCACCAAACCUCCAGCUUUUAUAGAUUUUCUUGGGGUCGGCCACCACCAAAGCCCCAAGAUUUAGUGAGAGAAAGAAAAGACUAGGAGCUAACUAAGAACUUGAUUACUCAUGUCAUUAUUACCAGAGUCCUUGUCUUUUGUAAGCAAGUAACCAUCAUCACCAUGUUCUAUUUAUUGAAUUUCUUAACCAAAUUUUGAAUAACAUAUUGCAAAAUGAAACA